AUGGAGGCUCAACCAAAUUCUAUGCUGGAUAGCAGCGUGUCGGCAGCAGGUCACCGCCGCGCCUCGGACACAAAUCCCUUUGACCGGCCCAGCGAAGCUGGCGUCCCGUGCGACGAGGGAGCCGGUCCGGGUGCGCGCGCGGCUAGCGAUCGCCGGCCGCGACGCCCAGUGGGACGCGGAGUACGCCUGGUGCGCGAAGUGCGCGUGGUGGGCGUCGAGAGACGCCGAGUCCUGCGUCGCAUCGCGCAGGAGAUGCGGAACCGGCAGAGCGACGAGCUCGAGCUGCUGGCGUCGCCGCUACACCUCCCCAGCGACGAGGAAGGAGGGGCAUCGCCGCCAAACGCCCCCAGCAUGGGAGAAGAUCCGGUGGAGGACGCAGUCCCGGAAGCCAACGAGGAGGCCCAUCCACGACGCCGACGCUACCCUAGCGAAAUGGACGAGGUGAAUCCGGAAUGGCUCCGUUGGCAGUACCCGGAAUUGCCCUCGACACCGGAGGCCGACACCACCGACGAAGAGGAGCGCAUGCUCACAUCGUCAGAGGACGAAGAGGAGUGGCGGUCAUCGACGUCUCCGGCGAUCUCGGACGACGAGGAGGCGAUGCCGUGGCCACAAGAGACGCCGGAGCCGGAGGUGAUCACAAUCUCGGACGAGGAGGAGGACACUGGCGAGGAGCGGUGGUCAUCACCGUCUCCGGUGGUCUCGGACGACGAGGAGACGAUGCCGUGGCCACCGGGGACGCCGGAGCCGGAGGUGAUUGUGAUCUCGGACGAAGAGGAGGAGGAAGAGCAGCCCGACGAUGGAGGAGAGGCGCAGGGGCAGGGUGAACGCCCGCAAAUCCCGCCACCCACCGUGACCGCCACCUACGCAAGGGCCUUCGCGGACGGCCGCUGGAGGCACCAAGUAACCCUGGUGUGCGUCUGGGAGGAGGAGGCGGGGGUGCCACCCACCUGGCAGCUGGAGGAAGAACACCCCCCCGCAAGCCCUAACCCCCCGCAGCGACAACGGAGCCCAACACCGCCCGCCGCGAGAUCGCCACCACCCCCGCCGCCGGAGUGGAGACCGCCAUUCCUGCGCCAGACGUCGUGCCCCGAGGCGGGACCCCGACCCACCCGACCGACGCUCCAGCGACAAAGCUCGGCUCCGGAAGGAGAGGCUGGAUGGCAGGAGCUGCCACCGCCGGCUUGGCCACCUGGCAUCACGGCGAUGGCCGAUGCCCAGCCGGGACCAAGCCGGCGGGCGUCCAGGAUCACAAUGGCUGGCGCCAGCAAAAGGGCAGUGGAAAAGUACCAGAAAAUCACGCCACCAAAAGAUCACGCCACCAAAGAUCACGCCACCGAGGUACAGUCCCGGCAAAAGGUGGCCAGCCACGGCCUAUAA
Molecule: messenger RNA, 1377 nt
Organism: Drosophila grimshawi
Lineage: Eukaryota; Metazoa; Arthropoda; Insecta; Diptera; Drosophilidae
Product: serine/arginine repetitive matrix protein 1-like
Exons: 2
Coding region: 1-1377 (458 amino acids)
Source: RefSeq, a predicted model, not a curated record